This is a messenger RNA of Macrosiphum euphorbiae (potato aphid), 1965 nucleotides long. The record is from the annotation of a GenBank genome assembly. NCBI's taxonomy places the organism in Eukaryota, Metazoa, Arthropoda, Insecta, Hemiptera, Aphididae.
AUGGGUCGUAACAGGGUAAGAAAAACAACAAUUGGCACCUUCACACAUGAAGAAAUGUCGAAUGCCGUAGAUAUGGUGUUAAAUGGUGUUUGUUCCAUUAGGGAAGCCGCUCGUCGAAACAAUUUAAAAAUCCCAACUGUUGCCAGAUAUGUCAAGAAAAAAUCAAAAAAUUCUUUAGCAAGAAUGUGUCCCAAGUAUAAUUCUCGACAAGUAUUCACGUCAUCCAUCGAGAAAGAAUUGGUAAAUUAUCUUUUACAAUGUUCAAAAAUGUGUUAUGGCAUAGGUUAUUCUGACUGUCGUAAAUUAGCAUUUCAGUUGGCUUUAAAAAAUAAUCUUGUUGUACCUCACAGCUGGAUUAUUAAUGAAAUGGCUGGAAUUGACUGGAUGAAGGAUUUUAUACGUAGAAAUCCCACUAUAAGUCUUAGGAAACCAGAAACAUGUAGUCUGUCACGGGCUACUUCAUUUAACAGACACAAUGUUUCAUUAUUUUUUGAUAAGCUUGAAAAUGUUUUGAAAAGACAUGAUUGUUUUGGGGAUGGCUCUAGAAUUUAUAACCUUGACGAAACAGGCGUUACAACUGUGCAGACACCCAAGAAAGUUAUAGCCCAAAAAGGUGUAAAACGUUUAAACCAAAUUACAAGUGCUGAAAGAGGUGUCUUAGUAACUGUAUGUUGCAUUAUUAACGCGUAUGGCCAUGCAUUACCACCAGUAAUUUUAUUUCCAAGGGUUCAUUUUAAAAAUCAUAUGAUAAAUGGUGCUCCUCCCGGGACACUUGGCUUAGCUUGCCAGUCAGGCUGGAUGAACACUGAUUUGUUUAUUGAAACAUUGUUACAUUUUAUUAAGUUCACUAAUUCAUCAAAAGAAAACCCUGCUCUUCUUAUCAUGGAUAACCAUGAAAGUCACAUUUCAUUAAGCUCCAUUGAUUCAGCAAAAAGUAAUGGCGUAACGAUUUUGACAUUGCCUCCUCAUUGCAGCAAUCGACUACAACCACUUGAUGUUUCAGUUUAUGGCCCAUUUAAGAAAUAUUAUAACUCUGCCGUUGAUGCAUGGUUACAGAACCAUCCAGGGAGGACAUUAGAUAUUUAUAAUAUUGCACCAUACGAUGAUUAUUUAGUAAGUGCUGUAACUGAUCGACCAUAUCAAAAUGUUGAUACUUCUAUCGUUAAUAACAAUUUAUUACCUCAAUCAAGCAGUAGUACUACAGAAAUAAAAACAAAUCAAAAUAUAAAUUUAACUGAAAAAAGUGAAGCAUCUUUUGAUAAACCUGGAAGACAACCUUUAAUUUUAAACACAACUGAGUCCACAAAUGUCAGUCCUGAUACCAUUAGACCAUACCCUAAAGCAGAUGAUCGAAAAAAUAAAAUGCAUAACAAAAGAAAAAAAGUAAGUGCGGUUGUUACAGACACUCCAGAAAAACUUAAAAUAGAAGAAGCUACAAAAACAAAAAAUGAAAAAAUAAAAAAAAGCCUUUUUCCUAAUAAAACCAAAAUAAAGAACAUUAAAAAAAUAAGCAAACCAACCAAACCAUUAGAUGAAAAUAACAUUUUAUCAGAUAGCUCAGCUGACAUGUGUGGUCCUGUUUUUACAUCAGAUGUGUCGGAUGCAGAGUCAUUUAGUUUUGAUGAAAUUACUGGUUUUGAAGAACUAGAUAAAGACCCAGAAGAGGGUGACUAUGUUUUAGUUAGAUUUGCCUGUUCUAAUUCUAAACAAGCAAAGAAAACUAUUUUCUAUGUUGGAAAAAUUAUUAAAAAUGUAGACAACGAAGGAUUUUUAGGAAUAUCUUACUUAAGAAGUUACAAAAAAUCUAAAAACAAGUUUGUUCUGCCACAAGUGCCAGAUUUAUCAUCUGUUUGCCUUAAAGAUAUAACUGCAAUAUUACCUAAGCCUAAAAUUAAUGGUAAAACAGCAAGGCAACAAUCAUUUUAUGCAUUUGAAGUAAAUUUAAGUAAUUUUGAAAUUCGUUAG